AUGUAUAAGACCCCAUCUUGCAUGAAACACAUGUAUCAAGUGUACUGGUUGAAAACUCCUAGUUUUGUCCUCUUUCAACAGCUUUUCAUCCUAGACCUCAACCGUAUUGUUCAAGGAUGGCUGGUCAGCAAAUGAAAAACGUCGCCGGGCUCCUUUUGGUCCUCAAUUUAUGCAUGUAUAUCAUAAUUCUGGGCAUCGGCAGUUGGGCUAUGAAUAGAGCAAUUGAUCAUGGCUUCAUCAUUGGUCCUGGAUUCGAUCUUCCGGCGCAUUUUUCCCCCAUAUAUUUCCCAAUGGGAAAUGCUGCCACCGGAUUCUUCGUCAUGUUUGCUUUGCUAGCUGGAGUUGUUGGUGCCGCAUCAGCAUUAUCUGGAUUAAACCAUCUUCGUAGUUGGAAUGCUGAAAGCUUGCCAUCUGCUGCAACAGCAGCUCUUAUUGCUUGGACUCUUACUGUCCUUGCCAUGGGGUUUGCCUGCAAAGAGAUUGAGCUCCGCAUCAGAAAUGCUCGUCUGAGAACGAUGGAGUCAUUCCUAAUCAUCCUUUCAGCGACACAACUUCUAUACAUUGCUGCCAUUCAUGGCGCAGCAUUAAUACGAAUUUGAAAAGUACAGAGAAAUGGGUUUUCUCGUGGCUUGUGUUCAUUUUCUUUUUCGUUCCCUUUUUUUACCACUUAACUGUGUAAUAACCUAGGCAAGGAAUUGGCAGGCUAUUGUGUGAUUGGUGUGAUUGGUGUGAUUAGCAGUUGUUGUGAUUUGUAUGGAAAAACAGUAAGAAAUGGUUUGGAAAAAAAUGCUAUAUUUCUGUA
Molecule: messenger RNA, 802 nt
Organism: Carya illinoinensis
Lineage: Eukaryota; Viridiplantae; Streptophyta; Magnoliopsida; Fagales; Juglandaceae
Product: membrane protein PM19L-like
Exons: 3
Coding region: 117-599 (160 amino acids)
Source: RefSeq, a predicted model, not a curated record